UGGAUAGUAACGUAAAGGUGAAGCCAGUUGUUAAUGAAAGAAACGGUGGUAUAUUUACAUUGACACCGCAUUUAACAUUUGUACGCAUGUCUUUUCUAGAGGUUUAACGAUUUUGCAUUCUUGUAGACUAUAUAGUUUCACACACACCUGUUCAGUUGUACUAUGGUAGCGCUAAAACUAAUGUAAAAAUUGGCUGCCGUAGCGUAAUUAGUUUUAUGCUAGCUAGCUAACGUUAACGUUAGCUAACGGACACAACUCGUUAUUAGCUCAAACAUAUCAGCUUACGCCAGUUACUCUCCCCUGACAUGGACCUGGAUAUUCGUCAGUAUCUAAACAAGGCAAAGGAGCACCAAGACUCCAGAGCUCUGCAGUCAGCGUACCGUUUGCUGAGGGACAUACCUGUUGCUGGAACCAGUGGACGAACUCCACGCGUUGCACCUGAGUUGUACGUUGUUUGUGCGGAAGCAGCUCUGCAGCUGGGUUGUUUGGAGAUAAGCACAGCGUGUCUAAAGAUGUACUUUGAAAGGAAUCCGCCGGCUAAUCAAUUUUUGUGUCGAGCCUACCUCUGCCAGGGCCUGCUGAAGUCUCCGCCGGCCACUGGGAGUGUGGAAGACUUUGAAGCGGCCGUGCUGUGUUUUCUUAAAGCUAUUGAAAUUUCAAAGAAUGAACCAAGAUAUUUCUACAUUGUGUUCAAUGCCUCAGUGCUGUACUACCAGACAGUGCGUCCUCUGCUGCAGCCAGGGCGGUGCCUCCACCUCGUCCCUUCCCUCAGACAGGUGAUCCAGAGUCUGGAGGAGGUGGCAGACCAGGACCACGGCUGGAGGGCUGAACUCAUGAUGCAUCUUGUCAAAUGUCUCUUGGACUCAGGGAAAAUGGAAGAUGCUGCAAGUUUUGCCAAAGUGUCAGAAGAAUUUAUCAAGUCCCAUACGCCACAUCUUUAUCCAAGACUCUUUAUGUUACUGGUACAACACAAGCUGACAGAGGAUGAUGUCCUCAUUGAAAUGAGCAGGCAGUAUACUACCUUAGCAGUCAUUUACAAAAUACAGGAGUUUAAAAACAGGUUGAAGGAAACAAAGGAGGAUGAGCCAACAAGAGAAGAACUUAAGCAGAUUUUUCAUCUCCUGGUGGAUGGUGCCAAAGCAUCUGCUGCACCCGUAACCUCCAGUCCUCUUCAGAGCUCAACACCCAUCCAACUAGCUGACAGAGUUGCCUUCCUCCUGGAGUUGGCUCUGCUGGCCUUGCAAGUGAAGCAUCAGGAAGUAGCAGUCGACUGUUUGAAAGAGCUAAAGUCGGCGGGAGAGGCUAGUAUUGGACAACGCAUAAUAAUGGAAUGCGUCAACUGUGAAAUCAACCUCCUGAAAAGAGAGGCAAAGAUGAAUGACUAUUCCAAAGCCAGUGUGGAGGCCCGGCUGAAGGAAGUAGGCAAGCUGGAUCAGUGGCUGCAGACUGCAGUGAGGGAGGGGGACCCUCAGGCCAUGCAGGCAGUGUGUGCUACCCAGUGGAACUUCUGUCUGCCCCUCUUGCAGCACAACCUCCGAAAACACAUCAAGACACCUCUGCUCAGGCUGGCCCAAGUACUGGAGGACAUGCAGAGCAUGUUGCUGGAGAUGCGCUGUCAAGUCCACUCAGAGCUGGCAGCGAUUGAAGAGGAGGACGGGCGCCUUGAGGCUUCUUUGACUCACCUUCAGAAAGCCAUGGCGCUAGAUAACGGGACACAGCGAGAACGCCUGUCGUCAGCUCUCCGCCUCCUGCAGCUCAGAGGGAACAUCUACCAAAUGCCCUCCCGGAUUGAGGAUAAAGCCGCUAUGCUUAUGCAGCAGGCCAGGGACGUUCAGCCUCAAGAUAAGAUAGACAGUCGUCCCAUCCUGGUUGCUGUGGGUCUUCUUUUGGCCCCUGAUGAUUUCCAGAUGGUGCUGGAUGCUGACGACACAUCAAUAGUUCCCGUAGGCAGUCUUGGAUGUGGACCAGUGGCUCAGCUCUCUGCUAAGGCUCAGCAUCAUUCUACAUCUGUACGGAAGGUGGAGGGACACCUGGCCAGACAAGGAGAUGACACAGUCAACACAGAAAGGGUGAAGCUGUGGGCAACACUGGUUAAGACAGCCAGGAAACAGGAAAUUUGGGAUGUGUGCCGAGCUGCUUGUCGAUUCUGUUUGCUUUAUGAUGACGGGAGAUGGAAGAUCUCCAAGACUGACGAAUGUACCUGCUCAGAAGAGGGAAACUGUGCAGAAUGUCUUCAUGGUUGCAGUAGAAGCCGUGCCUGUGUGAGGGACUUGCUGCGCCUUUUAGCUGAAAUCUGCUUCAUCAGUGCUGAGGCCACCGUCCAAAAGCUGCUAAUCGAUGGGGUGCAGCUUAACAGCCCUGCUGUCCCUGCAGUGGAAAGUAAGCUGUGUGUGUCUGAAGAGGAUCCACACUGGGUUGUUUACAGGGACUGGAUUCAGGCUCUGUCUUCCUACGCCACCUCCAACUUUUUGCGGGCAGCGGAGCUUGGAGCAGAGAUCAGGGAGCCGUGGGUGAUAGCAAAUGCAGCCAUUUACUUGUGGAACUACAGUAGCCACUUGUUGGCAGCUGGGGAGUACCAACGCCUGCUUCCCACCUUCCAGAGUCUGGUGGCGAUGAUCCAGAAGACAGAGUUCACUGGGAAUCGGGCUCUAUUUGUGCUGCUGUGUGAUGCCGUGGCCCGGGGGUUGAUCCAGCCUCUGUGUGGACCAGACAGCGUCAGGCCAACCACGCCAGAAGACAAGGGCAAAAACAGACCUGAGAAGGGGAUGGAGAAGGCUGCCAGUGUCCAUGGGGUUUUCUUAGACCCUGUUGCCCUUCAGGAUGUCCGCAAGGCAUCAGAGCUGUGUGACUAUGCCCUUUGCAUUUCCACCUGCAAAAUCCCAGGGGAGACAGUUCCAAUCGCAGCAAGGAAACAGGUGGUGGCCACAUGGGUGCAGAUCAAGAGGCUCCUGCAACAGCAGAUUGGCUCAAAGAUGGACACCAAAGAUGAGUGUGAGAAUGAGGAAGUGUCAGCGAUGACGCGCGUGCUGGUUGGAGUGGAGAUGCUCCAGUGCAAUAGGAACCCAGGGCAUAUGGAGUUCUCCGUUCCCAGUCUCUCGACACUGGUGAGCAUGGCGUCUGAAUGCAGCUGGACCGACGCCGUGGUGGAGUUGCAGGUGUGGUGCCAGCUGGCUGCCUUCUGCCAUUAUGCCAAGGACCACAGCUUGGUAUUGUGCUGCACCAAGAGCGCUCUGCAGCUGGAAGAAGCAGCAGCAAAGAGCCUCAACGCCAUGCCCUGUGUUUUAUAUGGCCUGACGGCUGUGAAUGAGAUGCUGAGCAGCGCUGCUUGUUUAAGGGGUUUAAGUUUAGUCCAUGAGUCCACUGGAGAUCUGCAAACUUACAGAGAGGCUUUAAGGGCGCUUCUGUGCAGUGUCAGCCAUGCAGAGAAGGCUAAGAAUCCAGCAUUGUGUGUCACAGCUGCAAGGCAUUACUGGAACACCUGUCUACCCCUGACACAGACUCCUGAGGAAAGAUGGCAGCUCCGUGAGCCCCUGAAGAAAAUCCUGAUGGCUCUGACUCAAAUGAACACGAAACAUGCCAAUAAACAUGGCAAAGUGAAGGGCUUGCUGGCCUCGACAGCAUUGCCUCUUGGGAGUUGUAAACAUGAAGCAACAGAUAAAGACGACCUGACCCUGAGAGCAGCCAUUUACAAUUUCUUGCUCCACAUCCACAUUGAUAAAUCAGACUGGAAAGGUGCUCUUCAGCUGCUGGACCAAGCUAUAAGAGACAUGCCUCGCACUGAACACCGGCUAACUCUGCUGAAACACCGAAUACUGGUAAAAGCACGCCUGGGGGAAAAUGUACUGACGGACAUGGAGACGUUAGAGGGUGAAGGAGAGCGGUGCUGUUCAUUUACGUGGCGCCAGGUGGCACUAUGUGCUGGCAGUGUAACCCAGCAACUUGCCUGCUACCAGAAAUCCAUCACCUCUCUGUCGAGUGAAGAGACUCAGUGGCAGAAGGUCGGCCUUCUGCUGGAGUUUGGAGAAUGGCUGUACUGUCACGACUUCCCCAAAGUCGAUGCCCAACACCAGGUUCAAUGGGCCAUAGACAUCCUUCUGCACUCGAAAACUGAACAGACAGAAAGAGCAGCGGAUGAGUCCAAAAAAAGAGAUUUGAGCUCAGUGAAAUGUGAGUCCCUGGUGGGAGUCCAGAGCUUGUUACCAAUACAAAGUUUAUUGAAUCUGAAGGAGGUGCAACGCCUUGACAGUUUGGUGCGAGCACACACUCUGCUUGCUGUCAUGGCAGACAAAGCUUCACCUGAGCACCAGCUCAACCUACUCAGAGCCUACAUCUUUGUUCUUCAAAUAUGGCAGGUGUCCAUGGCAGUGUGUUGUGCGAUUUCCAAUGAAAUGGCAAAGAGCCAGCCACCCCAGCAUCCUGCCUCUGCAGGAUCCAAAAAAGGCAAAGACAAGGGCAAAGGCAAAAAAGCAAAAGAUCCUCCCCCUUCAGAAGAGAGACCUAAACCUGUUGUCUUGGAUCUGGUACUUCCUUCCACUCCAAAGGACUGGGCUCGUUAUGCCUGUCCUGACCAGGCCAGGCAGAUCUUCAGAACCAACAGUAACCCCCACUGUAUCAACACACACAGCAUUACAAAGCAGACUCAAAGCCUGUUUUAUCUCAACCUGCUGGAAAAAGAGCUUCACUCAUUCUCACUCAACCACCUGACCCUGCCCAUAAUGCAUCUAGCUGAGACCAUUGCUCAUGAUCUUUUGGACAGGAGGAGCCUCUCUGACCUCUACCGACUAAGAAUUGUGAGGACCUGUCGUCAGCUGGGUUUGGAGACACUUUCACCAUAUCAGGAAAAACUCCUGAAUCUGUGUAGAAUCCAAGAACAAGAACAGAUGGGGUGCCACAGAGCCAUUGCUUUUUCACAGGAGAAGAGAGGCCUUCACAAAGCUUACAGUCAGAAAGUUAAGGUGGAUGAGAAGGCUGUGUCUGAGCAGCAGAGUAUGGAUGUGCAUGCUCAAGACAUCUGGCUGGACAAAGCUGAGGUCUGCCUCAGCAUGGGGCUGUUUCAACCAGCCAGGCAGCUGCUGGCUGAGGCCCACUUUGUGGCUAUGGAGCUUGGAGACCAGAAAGCAACAGCUAGAAGUUUGCUCAGUCUGGCCAAUCUCGCUUGUGAAGAGCAGAACUAUGCCCAGGCUUUGAUCCUGCUGGACAAAGCCCCACCCCUGGGGGGGGGUGAGGAGUUCUGGUACCAGUUCGUCCUCACCAAGGUCAGAGCUGUAGUGGGCCAGAGAGGCAAAGAUGCACACUCCAAGGUUGAGAACAUUAUAAACCAAGGCUGUGGGACUCUAAAGCUGCUUCUGGAGCAGCGGGUAAACCGAGUCCCAGAACUCACAUUCUUCAUCACCUCAUUAGACAUGAGAGGUGCCAUUGAAUGUAUAUGUGCUGUUGGUGAUAGUGAACCUGGAGAGACACUCAGCACCGAGGCCAUUCAGAGGAUAAUGGACGCCUGUGAUACACUCAAAGAAUGUGCCAGUGGUUUCACUAAACUCAGCUGUAAAGAACACGCAGCAGAUGCUCAUGCAGAGUAUGCAUGUGGUCUGAGAAUCCUAGUCAACCAUGCUACUCACACAGAAAACAAACAGCGCUUCCUGCUCGAUGGCCUCUCCCACAUGCAGCUUGCUGUUACAGAGCAGGAACAUGUGGCGCUGAAUGCUCAGAGGCUGCUCCCAUCACAGGAGGAGGGCCGUGACCUGUCACUGGCAGCCAUGCGAAGGCUGCUGCGCCUGCGGCUGGUCCUGGCUGAAUUUUGUCUUUCCAUGCUGGAGGAGCACUGUGCUGAGGAGAAACGCCGAGCUCUGGCCCGCCAGAGGAAAACCUCUGCUGAGAUAGCACUGGAGGAAUUUACACGCUGCACACCUGAGCCCAACUCUAUAGAACAGGAAUGGGGGAGUGUGGGCAGUACCUUGGGGCAGGUGGCUCUGGGCCAGCUGGCUGCAGUCACUUCUUACUCCCUGGACAACAUGGAGACCAAAGCUCACUGCCUUAGUCUGUUGGGAAAGUACCUCAGACUGCUGGCUGUGCAGGAGGACCCCGUUUACCUGUGUGCUCUCUGGGACAGACACAAACAGAAGGAGGCCUGGACUGACCCUAAAGCUGUUUCCAUGGAGGAGGAGAAUUCAGAGAAAGAGAAAGAUGGAGAAUCAAGCAGAAGAGAGUCGAGGGUGACCUCUGCCAAAAGUGCUGAGCUGCAGCAGCGGGGGAGACUCAGAGCCCAGCAGCUGUUGGCACAGGCCAGUAAGGCCUUGGCUGAGGCCAUCAGCCUGUGUCUCCAACACAAGCUGCCCUCCUCCAUCCUGGCUGAUGCCUCUCUCAACAUGUUGGAGUGUCAUGGCCAGUCUGACCCUGCAGCAGCAGGUCAAUAUCUUGCCCUGUUUCAGAGCUGCUGCACUGUUACUAUGAUGGCUGAGGUCCUAAGUUCAGCUUGUGCUGGCACCACUUUGUCCCAGCUCUCCGCUCUGCUCAGCCUUCACAGGAAACUGCUUCUCUCUCACGACGAGAGGCCCAGCAGCAUGCUGAAGGGAGCGGAGGACUCCCUCAAUAGCCUUUCCAAGGCCUUCAGCCACCUGACCAUCUGUCCCAACCACCUAAAUAUCCUCGCAGAGCUCCCACCCAACCUGAAGAUCCUGCUGCUUCAGCACUCUGAAGAUGGGUCAGAACUUUAUGGGGCUUUCUAUGAGAUGACCAAAGCUCCAAAUCAAAAGGGAAAGACUACACAAGUUCCAGGUUCCCUGACGUGCUCCAGGGUGGCAAAGGUUUCAGUCUGCCCACAGGCUCUGCUGGCACUGAGGGAGCAGACUCGGAUCUUUGGCCUGGACGCUAGACAUGCCCUCCUCAAUCAAGUCUGUUGGCACAGUGCCGAGGGCAGGCUGGAGGCCUCUGAGGAGCUUCAUGUUUUUCCCUGUAAAACUGCUGCAGAAGAAAUGCUAGCACCUCGCUUCAGAGAAAUUGUACAGGAUAUGAAGGACUACUUGAAUCCACUUCUCACACAGUUUGACUUCACAUGCUUCAGGCCCCAGGCUGCAUCACUACCACUCUCUGGGAUGGCCAAAACCAAAGAUAAAGAAGAGAAAGGGGGCUCAGAUAAAUUGCCCGCAGAACCAGGGGAAUAUGUGGUGUUGCUGGCAGACAGGAAGUUGCUGGAGUUGCCACUUGAAGCCUUGUCCAUCCUGCAGGACGAAGGCUUGAGUUCUGUGUCACGAGACUUUUCCCUCCAGCUUCUCCACAGUCGCCUGAACAAAGAAGAACCAGGCAAAGUUGAAAGUGACAACAAAAAAGAGACCAAAGGUGGCAAGCCAACUAAGGGGAAGGGAGAUCAAAGCCAAGCCAUCAAAGUGGUACCUGUGAAUCGUGUGUUGCCUUCUAACACCUUCCCAGUGGAUAUGCGAAACGUCAAAUAUAUUGUUGACCCUCACAAUGAAGGCAGCUUUGAGGGGACCAGUCUGAGCAUAAGGAUGAAGGAGAUUUUAGAAACCCACAGCCAGCAUUUGACCCAUCUGUGGGAGGGCUUCAUGGGCAGCAAGCAAACACCCAGUCUGUCUGAGAUGGAGCAGCUGCUGUGCAGAUGCAGUGCCUUCAUUUACCUGGGGAUGGAGCGCUUCAUGGCAAACAUUCCACCUGCCAAAGUGGCAGCCCUCAAUCUGUCUGAGUGUCGCAUGGCUCUUCUCUUUGACUUGGUUCAGAACAAUGCCAGUGUUGUCCGCCAAUCAACCCUUGAUAUGUACAAGAGUGCAGGACAGUUAGCCCUGGAGAAACCCCUGGAGACUGCUCUGCUGUUGAGUUUGGCUGGUGUUAGCUGUAUUGUCCUCAACCAGUGGCACAGCAGCCUUCAACAGAACACACACAAUAUGGUCAAUGUACUAGAUAAUUUACUGAGGGUAAGACAGACCUCUGGCCAUGCCAUCCAUGCCCUGAGGAGAGGGGAGAGCCCCGAGACACCACAUCACAAAGCUACAGGAUCAGAUCAAGUGCUCCCCACCGACUCAGAGGAAGGUGAUGUUCACCACAAAACGCUCCUCACACCAUCAGCUUUCAACUGCAUUCUUUAUGGACUCCCUAACGUAAUUGUCUCAUAAUAUACUUUCUAUCCUCAAUAUUUCACGUUUAUAUUUCGCAGUUGCGGAUGAUUACAGGCCUACAUGUCAUCCAGCUUUGCAAAUAUUACUGUAUGCAAAAAAAGUAAAGCUACUGUAGUAUGAGGGGGUAGAUAUUUCAUUAAACAUGAUCCUUGAUUCUUCGCUUCCACAUUUUUCACUAUAUCAUUUUAUGAGAAUACAGAUUUUAUCAUUGAUGUUUUUACCCACAGCAGACAUAAUACACAAUAUAUAACAUACCUGAUUCCAUAAGAUAAGGCUAGAGCUUCGUAUGCUCUGAGAGAGGGCAGCUUAUAGAGAUUCACCCUAUACAUGUCUUGUAUUAUUAAAAUACCAAUGUUUCUACUCAGGUUGUCCUGACAAGUUGUACCUGCUUUGCAGAUAACUCUCAACAUAUUGAGUGUUUAGAGUGUACUGUCCGCUUCAGUCACCAUGAUUACCAAUGUGUUAUUGAUGUGGGUUACUGUCAGACUGAAUGAGAGAA
This is a messenger RNA of Epinephelus moara (kelp grouper), 8622 nucleotides long. RefSeq names its product cilia- and flagella-associated protein 46. Gene Ontology annotation, biological process: cilium movement involved in cell motility; axoneme assembly. Gene Ontology annotation, molecular function: protein binding. The transcript is spliced from 59 exons. The record is from RefSeq and is a predicted model, not a curated record. Lineage: Eukaryota; Metazoa; Chordata; Actinopteri; Perciformes; Serranidae. The coding region runs from base 306 to 8120 and encodes 2604 amino acids.